GACAAAAAUGAUAAGAAACGUGAAGUCCGUAGUCCUAUCAAACCCCCUUUCUUCUCCCCAAAUUAUCAAACCCUAAACCCUAACCUUGAUGAUCUUCCACUUCAAUGGAAAUGGAACAACAAUCAACCUUCAACAACACCAAUAACAACUUAAUCGACACCGAAUUUCACGACGCACUCGAAGAAUUCUCGUUUCUCGAUGCCUCAACUUCCUUCGAAGAAUCUUAUCAAUCAGUUUCCACUUCCGAUUCUGAUAUCAUUAACGAUGAAGCUACCGAAACAGCUACUGUCAUAUCGGACCACUCGCCGUCGUCUCCUUCCGCCGCCGGCCUCCGUCACCGGCGACUCGUUUCCCCGCGGAGUCGCAACGAAGUCUCGCAGUCUAGGUUUUUUAAGAAGAAUCCAGAAGGAUUGAUAGAUUUUGAUCCUAAAGGCGUAGGUAAGAAGCACAAGCGAUCGUGCAGUUUGAAGGACAAUGAAAAACUAAAUGAAAAUUUGAGUUUAGACAGCCAUGGGAGUUCUGCAAUUACUAGUGUUAGUGAUAGUCAAGGAGUCCAUGAUGAGUCAACUACAGUUGACUCGCCAAAUUCUGGACCAGAUUUUCUGUCUACGUUAGCUGAAUUGGUAAUUGAAGUUAUUAGUUUUCAAACAAAACUGUUAGCAAAGUCUGUUAAGUUUUCAAUAUGGUUAAUACAUUCUUCAUACAUGUUAAUAUGUGAUCCCUAUGGGGUUAUAAGACUUUGGAGAAAUGAUUUGCAGGGGGGUAUUUCUGGAAUUUGGGGGAUUUGUUAUAAUAGUUGUGUUAAGCUGAUUAAUUGGUUUCAAACUCAUGAGUCUGCAUUGAAGCUGUGUGUGCAAAUCGGAUGGGGACUGUUGUGGUUGGCUUACUGCGGUUUCCUUUUAGUUUGUCUGUUAGUUCCCGCUUUUGUUUUCGGCGCCGUGGCGGUGAAGUGGAUAGUUGAGGAACCGGUACAGAUAACGGAGCAGUUGACUUUCGAUUAUACGAAAGACACUCCCAUGGCCUUUGCGCCUGUAAUUUAUUGUCCGGAUUCAUCUUUUGUAGUGAAUGACGAAAAGAGUACGAUUGGGAGUUUUGCUCAAUCGCGGGUUGUACCGUUUGGUCAUGAACUGAAGGCCAUCGUCUCUUUAGUGCUACCAGAGUCAGACUAUAACAGAAAUCUCGGGAUUUUUCAGGUGAGGGUGGACUUUCUGUCUAGUGAUGGUAAGCUCCUUGCAAGUACAAGGAAGCCAAGUAUGCUGCAAUUCAAAAGUGAGCCGAUCCGGCUUCUUUCAACUUUUGUCAAAUUAGCUUAUCUUCUCACCGGCUAUCCAUCAGAAACACAAACUUUGGAUAUGAAUUUUAGCGGGUAUACUGAAAAGGAUGUCCCUUUGUCAUGCUUACGGGUUGUCAUUGAACAACGGGCAGAGUUUGCAAAAGGGGGCGGUGUUCCUGAAAUAUACUCAGCGUCUCUGAAAUUAGAGACUCAAUUUCCUUUCUUGAAGAGGAUGUUGUGGUAUUGGAAGGGGUUGAUAUACAUGUGGAUUAGCAUAACGUUGUUUAUAACGGAGUUGUUAUUCACGCUGCUAUGUUGCACGCCUGUCAUAUUUCCAUGGGUACGGCGUGCGCGUGGUUCUUCAAUUAACACUGCAGCUCACAACAAGCCUCCUGGUUGAAGUUGCUGCAGUUGGGGAAGUCUCAGAUGAUCAUCUUUGUUCCUGGUGUGCAGUCAAACUCUUACUCUUAGCAUGUAUAGUAUAUGUGAUAAAAAGUUGAAACAAGUUAAAGUUGUCAAAAUUAAAUAUUAUUUCAAGAUACAUAUAUAAUGUAUAGAUAGGGGAUUUUUAAUUUUUUUAGUUUAUGUAAAUGGAUUUGUAUAUUACUCAAUUAGUUUCUGCACAUUGUAUCAAUGCAACAUAUUCGCAUUGUAUCCUA
Molecule: messenger RNA, 1932 nt
Organism: Helianthus annuus (common sunflower)
Lineage: Eukaryota; Viridiplantae; Streptophyta; Magnoliopsida; Asterales; Asteraceae
Product: seipin-2
Exons: 3
Coding region: 105-1673 (522 amino acids)
Biological process (GO): lipid storage; lipid droplet organization
Cellular component (GO): endoplasmic reticulum membrane
Source: RefSeq, a predicted model, not a curated record